Carcharodon carcharias (great white shark) is the source of this 2168-nucleotide messenger RNA. RefSeq names its product nucleotide binding protein 2 (MinD homolog, E. coli) (gene nubp2). Gene Ontology annotation, molecular function: 4 iron, 4 sulfur cluster binding; ATP binding; ATP-dependent FeS chaperone activity. Gene Ontology annotation, biological process: iron-sulfur cluster assembly. Gene Ontology annotation, cellular component: cytosol. Lineage: Eukaryota; Metazoa; Chordata; Chondrichthyes; Lamniformes; Lamnidae. The transcript has 7 exons. The record is from RefSeq and is a predicted model, not a curated record. Bases 821 to 1465 code for a protein of 214 amino acids.
UGACGGGAGGGGAAGGGCUGGUGACUUGGUCAGAGCCUGGAAAUCGCUGGCCCCGCAGACUGGAAAGACGUAUAUCCGACUGUCGAGCUUCUUCUGUCCAUGGGUUUUUAAAGGGGUUGGGGUUCAGUCAUGCCUCAACGCGGGCCUCAGCUCACGGAAUGGUCCUCCUUUAAAAAUGUUAAUCUAAUUGCUGUCUAGUUUUACAUGUGGAGUUAUGGGUGUUCUAAUCAAUGAAAGCCACGCCCUGGCCUCCCCACCCCAACGUUACGUCGGAUAUAAAUCAAUGUAAACAGCCCAGGGAAAGCGCCGUGGGCUGGAAUUUCCAGGGUCUUUGAGGCCAGAGACAGGCGCAAUUCAAAUACGAGCAAUUUUGGGCGUGAGUUACGCCGCAAGUACAAUACAACUCAUAACUUUCCCCCCCGCCGCCCCAUUCCAACUCUGAUCCCUCUUCCACUGCUCCAACCCAACUCAAUGCCACCUUCAGGAACACUGUCUUCUCUCUCCUGGGUAUUCAGAAACCUUCAGAUAUGAACGUUAACUUUAGUAACUUCAGACUUCAACAUCUCGUCGGCUUUUUCGCAAGGGGUACCGUUUGGUGGACUGGGGCUUCGAUUGUAAAGUCUUCCAUUAGAACUUGGCUCUGCUGGGGUUUCACCAUUCAGAUAACCUAGCUGCUGUUGACCAUAUCCUGCUGGUUCUUUCUGGCAAAGGAGGAGUUGGGAAAAGUACCAUAACAACAGAGUUAGCGCUUGCACUGAGAAAUGCAGGGAAAAGGGUUGGAAUUCUGGACAUUGAUUUGUGUGGCCCCAGCAUCCCUCGGAUGCUGAAUGUUCUGAAUAGCGCUGUACAUCAAUGCGAUGCUGGUUGGGUACCAGUUUAUGUAGACAAAGAUAAAACAAUGUGCUUGAUGUCAAUAGGCUUUCUCUUGGAGACUCCAGAUGAUGCUGUGAUAUGGAGAGGGCCAAAGAAAACAGCUCUUAUCAAGCAGUUCAUUUCCGAUGUGGCCUGGGGAGAGCUCGACUAUCUCAUUGUAGACACUCCACCUGGGACCUCGGAUGAACACAUCUCGGUGGUGGAGGGCCUUCGUCGAUAUGAACCUGAUGGAGCUCUGUUGGUUACAACACCUCAGGCAGUGUCUAUAGGAGACGUAAGAAGAGAAUUGACAUUCUGCAAGAAAACUGGGUUACCAGUGGUGGGAAUAAUUGAAAACAUGAGUGGCUUUGUUUGCCCUAACUGUUCAGAAUGCACUAAUGUAUUUUCCAGAGGAGGGGGAGAAGCACUUGCUGAGCAGUCUGGAGUUCCAUUUUUAGGGCAUGUUCCUCUAGAUCCUCAGCUGUCUCAUAGCCUGGAAGAAGGCCGAAAUUUCAUCCAAGCCUUUCCAAAGAGUGCAACUUUUGAUGCCAUUAAUAACAUAGUGGAGAAGAUUUUAAGUAAUGACAGUGAAUCCUCUGCACUUCAAACAUGAGAUCAUUCCUUGUGUACUCAUUGAACUGCUGGGGUGGGGGAUUGCAGAAUAGAAGCAUAAGAAACCCCUCUUGGAAUGCAAGAAUACAAUAAUCAAUGUUUCUUCCAGAAAUGGACACACUUGAAAACUGGACCAAUAAUGCCUUUUGCUAUACCUACAGAAAUGUGCAAUUAAAAAUAAACUAUUUGUACCCAGUUAUUUUUGUGAAUGUGCUAGAACACCGACAACAUGUGCUUAAAAUGUAGAAAAUUUGCAGUAUUAGACAUUCUAUUCUAGGUGUCAAUUUUGGUGAACCAAUCUCAACAAUGCUGCAUGAAGAGCAGCUGAUUUAGGAGGUCACCCUGCUCUUAAUAGUUAUAAGUCCUUGAGGUGGAAUACUUUGCAGAACAGUGCUCCAUCAAGCAGCCUAACUAAGCAGAUCCUUUAUGGAGCAUAAUGACUACAUUUUAGGAAUUGAAAGCACAGCCUCCUGGUUAGAUAUCAGUCCUAGGUAUGAGAUUACAUUUAAUAUUGCAAUAAUUGCUGAAACCAAGCUCUCACUGGAAACUAUGUAAAAAUAGUUCAUUGUGUGGUUGUGUAUAUACCUCUGCUUAUUAAGAAUGCCACCUGAAUCUGGGGUAUUCACUUUUGUUAAGGAUUAUCAUGUUAUAUAAACUUCAAUAUCCAUUGCAAUAAUUAAAGCCAAAGUGAUUUGCUUCAGAAA